This is a messenger RNA of Symbiodinium sp. CCMP2456, 1947 nucleotides long. Lineage: Eukaryota; Dinophyceae; Suessiales; Symbiodiniaceae. The record is from the annotation of a GenBank genome assembly.
AUGGCAUCACAUGCGACGCUUCAGCCGGGGCGCUACAUGUAUCAAGAGGGACCUGCCCAGAGCACCUUCGAGAUAGUAUGGCAGGAGUCCCAGUCACAAUAUCUAUUCUCGCAGGCUCUGGACGGCCAGGGGCCACGGACGGGUGUACUCGAAUGCUUUGAGAGCGGGCAAUGGAAGGCGUCUCUAUGCAGCACUUCAAGCACGCCCUCGUUGGUCUUGAAGCUAAAGCCACUGUCUUCGACUCCCUGUGUGCUGCAGAUGGAUCGUUCUGAUGGCCUUUGCUGCCGAGCACAGCGACUGGAAGAGUCCGAAGAAUGGAAGGCGAUCGUGGCGAAGCCAGUGGACUCCGGGGAAGCGAUGCUUAUCACGGCGUCACCGGGCAGUGGCAAGAGCACCCUGCUGAGAGAAUGGUGUCGAGGGAGGCCUAACAACAACAUACUCGUGCUGGCUUUCAACCGGGCGGUGUCCGAGCAGAUGAGGGUAAACUUCAGAGAGCUCAGCAACGUGACAGUGAAGACCAUCCACGCAGUCGCUCACGGGGCCACGCGGCAUCUCCACAAUGAUAAGGUGGGAGAAGUAUCAGGAACAGAACUCAAAAGCUUUCUAGAGUGUCGGACGUGGGACGAAGUCGACAGCCAAAGGAAGAGGCUCAUGGAAUUUUGUUCGUCUGCUUCUGAUCGGCUGCUUGGCCAUCCGGAUCUUCGAAUGCGACAGCGGCACAGAGCCCUGUGGGAGCACUUUGGAUCGGGAAGGUGCUCCUUCAGAAUGCCUCACGAUGUGUACUUGAAGUUCUUCCAGCUGGACAAGUCUCUUCGAGACCAGGCUUUUGCCGACUACGACACCAUUGUCCUAGACGAGGCGCAGGAUUGCACAGACUGUAUGUUGGACGCGGUCAAAAGCAACCAGGUCGCACGUGUGAUGGCAUGUGACCCGCGACAGAACAUCUGUCAGUUCAGGCACGUCACUGGGGACUGUCUCCGCGGCAUGCAGGUGGAUCAUCGAAUGAGUCUGCCACAGAGCUUUAGGUUCGGGGAAGCGAUUGCAACCUUCUUGACGAAAGUUGCCCAGAAAACCCCGCCGCCGGUAGAUGCGGGUUUCACAGUACGCGGACUGCCGGGCGUUGAGUCUCGUCUCUGCUUGGAUGCCGAUCCGCAUGAAUCGAUUCUCCAGCUCUUGCGGGACGGCAAGAGGGCGGUCGUGCUCGCUAGGAAAAACAGUACUCUCUGGUUGGAGGCCAUGAGAGUGUUAGCAGACAUGGAUGAUGACAAGGCAGCUGCUUUCAUCGGCGGCUUCGACGAGUUCAAGAAGUCGCAGCUGACACCUGUCCUGGACCUGUUCUUCUUGGGCGAAGGCCGACAAGCCGACAUCAGGUCCCCUUAUGUCAACAAGUUCAGAAGUCUGGACUCAUUUCGGAGCCUUUGCGAAGAUAAGGAGGACAUGGAUUGGCUACCCAAGUUCAGCCUUUUCGACUCACUGAGCAGGAAGAUGGGGUCUCAAAAGUUCGCGGAGUACCUUGACGAGGUCGCGGACAAGCUCUCGGCACAGAGUCAUCAGGCGGAUGUUGUGUUCGCCACAGUUCAUCAGUUCAAAGGUCUCGGCUUCCAGAAUGUGAUACUUCUUGAGGAUUUCUUGGAGUCCUACACCGAAGAGGAGUACAACAUCUUCUACGUGGCGUGCUCUCGGGUGUCCACUGGCACACUUUUCGUAAGCCCGGGGACCAUGCGCCUCUUAGAAUCCGGAAGCAAUCGCAGGAAGCGGCCUCGUUCACUUCAAGAUUUCGAUGACUACUUCGACGAUGAUUUCUUCGAAGACAUGAAUCCGCUGGGCGACGGGGAGGAUCUCGCUGACUACGACGACGAUUUGUGCGAUGAAAUGGAUCCACUCGAGGAAGACUCUUUGCCACCUUCGGAUGAAGAAAGUGCAUAUGACGGAGACCAGGAGCCAUGA